Molecule: messenger RNA, 1496 nt
Organism: Macrobrachium nipponense
Lineage: Eukaryota; Metazoa; Arthropoda; Malacostraca; Decapoda; Palaemonidae
Exons: 5
Coding region: 275-1114 (279 amino acids)
Source: RefSeq, a predicted model, not a curated record
AACUGGCCGGGUCUGGCCCUCUCUCUUCAGCUCCUUGCGUUGCCUGCCCCGCAAGCCACAACGUCACAAGGCAGUGAGGCACCCAGUUGCCAACGUCGAAGGCGGUGAUCUUUUCAUCUCCGGUGUUCGUGGAUGAAGAAGUGCAACGCAUUUGAGAGGAUUCAUUCAUAGGUCUCCGAGUCACGAAUCUAGUAAAUUGAACGCCUGUCUAUUGUGUAUAGAAAUAGAUCUCAUUGGGUCAUCCACUGAAGAGCACCCUGUUACUCCUCAACAGAUGACACCGACGACCUACGUCUUGCUCUUCCUCAUCGCAUUAGGAGGCAUGGGGCCCCGAUGUCCGGUUUUGGCGGAAAGCGAAGACCUCCCUGCAGAUGGCUCUCCUGGAGAGGGCGAUGUCGGGACAGACUCGUUGGCAUCGUCUGAGAAUAAUGUCGGUGCCAAGAUCAACGUCAACACUCGGGAAGUGUCUCGCCUCCUCCACCUCUUCCAAAAGCUCUUGGAUUUCGUGAGUGAGAAUCCUUGUUUAGAGAAGGCACUUGGUAAUGAAGUUUCAGCAGUCAUGGCCGAUGGCUUCAAAGAAGCAGCAGAGAGUCUGAAGGAAGCCCAACGUUCGUUUGCCCAUCUGAGGCUGGCUGCUUGGAGGAUCAAAUUUGCCAAGAGUAUGGACAUCCCUAAUAUGAAUAGAGACAAGCCUUGUCCUCUGCCCUUCUUCAUGCUAGAUGGUGAAUGCAUCUUCUUUGAAACAAAAGUGAAGAGAACCUUCGAGGUUGCUAAGGUUGCCUGCACCGUCAUGGGAGGGUUCCUUGCUGAACCUUCAAACCUAGAAGAAUUUUCCAAACUCACAGAGAAAAUGCUUCAUGGAAGAAAUGCUGAAGUGUACAUUGGUGGAAAGACUCAUAGUGCAGGUGAACCUUGGAAAUGGGUAACUUCUGGGGAAGAAAUCAAUGAAGAAGGCUGGAGGACAGAUAACAUUACUGUAGUGGAUGACACACCCACCUGUCUGGUUACCAAAAAAUCUGAGUAUCAUGGAAUUCCUUGUUUGCACAGGAGAAUGUAUGCUUGCGAGAUUGCUAUUCCAUCCGAAGGUGAUGUUCCAUCCGAAGGUGAAGUUUAGAAAAUCCUGACACUGCUUCUGAAGAUUUAUGUUUAAUUUACCAGGAAUCAAGUCAGUAUUAUGAGUACUAUAUUAAUUCCAUUGUGUGAAAAAUUCCCCUUAUAAAAAGCAAAUCCCUUUCUGUACACGUACUAUAGUAAUGUGUUAUAAAUAUGUUCUCUCUUAAUACGUACUUACAGUGUUAAAGUGGGUUGAAGUAAGGAGCAACUGAAGUAACAUAUGAACAUUAUGUUCAUUCACUUUCUUGUAAUGUAUUUAAAGAAUUAUUCUUUCAUUCCUUUAAAAUUUUUAACACGCCAGUGUUUUAAAGUUCAUGGAUUAUAUUUUCUCCCAUUUUCUAAGUCAAAAUAAAAUUAAUGCAAAAAUGCGAUGCACAAUGCUA